AUGGACUUUCUAUUUGAUCUACCGACGCAUUUACCAAAUGAAACACCUGAUACAUCCACUGCCGAAACUACAGAGCUACAGCCACCAACAACUAGCGAGAACGUACAAGAUCCAGAAGACACACAAAUUCAUGAUUCACCAUCCACCGAUGCCACCACCACCAAUAAGAUAGUAGCAAUACCAGGAACCAAUAUAACAUUACAAACAGAAGAAGACAUUGCUAAGUGGAUAGAAGAGAGAAAGAAAAACUGGCCCACUAGAGCCAAUGUUGAACGUAAACAACAGCUCAAGGAAGAAAAACGAAAACUACAACAAUCCAAUCAACAAAAUACGAGGCAAAAACGCUCAAUGGAGGAUGAAACCACCCUGGAUAAUAAACGAAAUAAAACCGUUUGUCGGUUUUUUCAACAAUAUGGAAAAUGCAAAUAUGGAAACAAAUGUAAAAAUAUUCAUGAGACACCCAAUCUUCGAGACGACCCUAACCCAAUUGCAACUAAAUUCAACAAUAGCUUAACUCAUUACAAGAGACAAUUGAAUGGUGUUACUUUUCUUGUACCAAAAUUAUAUUCAAAUCGAACUGAAAAUACAGCAAUGUCCAAAUCGUCACUUUUCAAGCAUUUAAUCACUCAAGAUCAGAUGAAGAACGAAAAUAGUUUGGUUAUUGACUUUAUCAGGUAUCUCGAUGACAAGGGAAUGAUAGAUCGCGAUGUUAUGAAGAAGAAGGAAGAAUAA
Molecule: messenger RNA, 732 nt
Organism: Lodderomyces orthopsilosis Co 90-125
Lineage: Eukaryota; Fungi; Ascomycota; Pichiomycetes; Serinales; Debaryomycetaceae
Exons: 1
Coding region: 1-732 (243 amino acids)
Molecular function (GO): metal ion binding
Source: RefSeq, a predicted model, not a curated record